Molecule: messenger RNA, 2499 nt
Organism: Cuscuta campestris
Lineage: Eukaryota; Viridiplantae; Streptophyta; Magnoliopsida; Solanales; Convolvulaceae
Source: the annotation of a GenBank genome assembly
GUAAUUAAACUAAUUCCCUUCGUCCACUCCACAAGAGAUACGACACUCGAAGAGAAAACUAACCCUUUGUUGGGAAGGUUUACUACCCGAAAAACUACAACUGUCAAAUGGCGCCGUUGCCGAGGAGUGGCACGGCAUUAGUUUAAUUUCUUCUGAUUAGCUUGGGUGAAGAUUGGUUAGAACGAUCUUCUCACUUCUUUUUCACCAGCCACCCGUAAUAAUUAUUAUGGAUAACUCCAGUGGUUAUUACGGCCCGCCUUCUUACUACGAAUCACCUAACCGCCCUCCGUUUCAAACCCAUCCACCUUACCACCCGCAUCAGAACCCAUACGAUGAUGACUACCAAGUCAACAAUGGGUCUGACUACUAUCCCUACCAUGAGAAACCACCAUAUGAUACCCCAUCUGGGAACUUUGGAUAUUCUCCAUACCAAGAUUCUAAUGGGGAUAAUUAUUAUGAACCUCAUGGAGAUAACGAUGACUAUGACCAAUCUGGGCCUAUGUGCGACGAUCAAUCUGAUCCACUCGUCGAAGAGAUCAUUAGAUUAGAACAGAAAAUUUUCUAUUUCGACGAAGUUCUAUUCGCUGAAGGCUCCUGGUACGAACCACCCUACUCCCGUGACUACACUUUGUUUGCUGAAGAACAAAUUGAAGCAAACAAGGUGGCAAUUCGAGAAAGAGCAAAACUUCUUGAAUCAGUCCGGAAGGAAAAGGAGUUCGAAAGUAGAUUAUGCGAAGGAUCAGAAUUGAUGCAGAAAAUGCUGGAUGACUUCCAAAGAGAGAGACUAGAAGCUGAGGCUAAAGCGGAUAAAUUAGUCAAUGAUCUCUGCAAGGCUGUUGAACUUAAACGCUCCCUCCAAUCUCAAGAUCAAAUGAGGGAGAUUAAUGUUCAAAAAGAGGCUCUAGAACCUAAGACCAACCCUAAACCCAUCAACCAAGAGGUUCCAGUUCUAGAAGAUUCACCAAGUUCUACACCAUCACAGAAACCCGAGAGCAUAACAACUCUUGCUAGGGCUACUGUGGUGAUAUUACCUGAAUACCCUCUUAGCCAAGUCCUAACCAGCAUAGUCGUACAUGAGGUGGAACCAACUGAGGGACCUGACUCAGAACCACUUACGCUCAUUCAAGAAAAGGAGGAGGAAGUUUUGCUUACGGCAAUAAACGACCAUCUCCUUAAUUGUGCUGAAGACACACCUCCAAAGGAACCUGUUUUGGAGGAGAUAGAGCCCAUUACCUGCCCCCAAGAUUCCAAUAUCCAAGAGUCUGAGGAGGAAUCUAUUGAUGAGGAAAUAUUGUGCAUGGAAAACCCAACUUCGUCUAUAGAAACCUGUGCAAAUAAUGCUUCACCAGUAUAUUCAGACCAAACUUUAUUUGACUCCUUACAUGACGGGUGUAACUUGGUUUGCCCGGAGGAUAGUUGGAGCCAAAAGAGUUGGGAUGAACUUCUGGUAAGUGACGCCGAAGACUCAUCCAUGGGGGAAAGCACGGUCGUAAUCAUCAAACCACAAAUGGAUAGUCAGCCUAUUGAAGAUAAGGAAGGAAUCAAUUUCACAAUCAAAGCUAAUGAUGUGGAUCAACUGAGGAGACUUCCGCCACCACCCACCUAUCUAGAGUCUCCUCCUUUUAUCCUGUUGCCGCCAAGCCGCAGGGACGAGUCAAGGAUCCUGGACCUUGACCAAGCAAAAUAUCAAACAAGGUGGCAUCAGAAGAGAGUCAGAAGGGCCAAACUUUAUGACUCUCGGAUCGGAAAGUCGCGGAAAAAGUGGAUGCCUCAUCGUCCUUCUUACCCUACUGUGGGCCGUAAUGAGGUCCAACUGAUUGAUGUUGCUUCUAGGACGAGGUUCGAUGAGUGGGGACACUCACGGGUGUUACACGAGUCGGUGUGUCUGGCUCAGGAUACACUGACGGACUAUGGCUAUGCAGAGGAGAUGGAGGAGCUGCUUGAGGGGACCAGAUGGCAGCACCUGCUUAAGAUGAGGGCAGAGUCUAGCCUACCACUGACCAUCGAGUUCUUAUGCUCGAUAUCUGCUGUCCCGGAGAUUGAGUCACGACAGAUGACUCGUAGUUUGAUCACUGCUGAUACCACGUUUGCCUUCACUCUUGCGGGCCAGUCGUUUCAGUUGACAGUGAGAGAGAUGGCUAUUCGUCUCGGGAUCUACACCCAGGAGGAGACCGAGCAGCCUGAGUUCUACGACGAUCCCUUUUGUCUUCCCGCAGAUUUUGAUGCUAUAGCUUUCUAGGGGGAGCACUCAUCUGACGACAAGGAGUUCGUGAACAAGAAGAGUAAGGCACGCUACUGGAUUCGGCCCAGCUGGAGGAUCCUAUCUUUUGUUCUUUCGACAUCCUUCUUUGGGAGGCCGUCGAACACUGAUAGGGUCUAUGAGGAAGAUAUGUUUGUCUUCUGGAGCUUGCACGACCGCCAGCCAGCGAACGUGGCUGUGUACCUUGCCAGAUUCUUAUACUCCCAGUCCUACGGUUGCAGAACGCACUUGGUUUGUGG